AUGGACGCUCAGCAGGCACGGGAGCAUCUCCGCCAGCACUACCUGUUCCCCUCAGACACCAAGGGCCUGCUAGAUGAAGAGGGUGACUCCAGGCCGGAAACCUCUGCAGCUGUUAAGAAAAAGGAGAAACCUCUUCCAAGACUUAAUAUCCAUUCUGGAUUCUGGAUUUUGGCAUCCAUUGUUGUUACUUAUUAUGUUGACUUCUUUAAAGCCAUUAAAGAAAACAUUCACACUAGUACUUGGUUUCUCUCUGGUGGUGCUUUGUUGCUUGUCAGUUUAUUGAUCACAUUUUACUGCCUACUCUAUCUGGAAUGGCAUUGUGGAGUUGAAGAUUAUGAUAUCAAGUAUACAACAUUGAUACCCAUUAUGACAGCUGCUUUUAUCACAGCAGAAAUUUGCUUCAAUAUUGCUUUAUGGCAUGUGUUGUCAUUUUUCACUCCUUUGUUAUUGUUUACCCAGUUUAUGAGGGUUAUAAUGUUUAUCUCACUCCUUGGAUGA
Molecule: messenger RNA, 498 nt
Organism: Choloepus didactylus (southern two-toed sloth)
Lineage: Eukaryota; Metazoa; Chordata; Mammalia; Pilosa; Megalonychidae
Product: transmembrane protein 128-like
Exons: 1
Coding region: 1-498 (165 amino acids)
Source: RefSeq, a predicted model, not a curated record